Molecule: messenger RNA, 14102 nt
Organism: Coregonus sp. 'balchen'
Lineage: Eukaryota; Metazoa; Chordata; Actinopteri; Salmoniformes; Salmonidae
Source: the annotation of a GenBank genome assembly
AUGUGGCAGCCCGAGCCAUUCCAUAAUGAGUUGGUCUCUAUUAUGGAUGAAUUAAUGAUGUCAUUGGAGGAGGAAAUUGACAAAUGUAUGGCGGUCUCGGUCUCCUCAACACAAUACAGCACAGACAUUGAUGCAGGAGAGACAGGGGAAAUUGAAAGAGAAUCCAAGUUGGAGGUAAAAGUAAGUGGCCGACUUUACUUCUAAAAAUACAAAAUGUUAUCUUACGUGCUACUCAUUUGUUUUAUAUAAACAGCUUGGAUACAGCUUGUUGUUGAAUGAAACAUAAGUAGCCUGUUCUCUGAUUGUAGGUCCAGUUGACAUGUGUGAUGAAACAGACUAUCACCAAAAUUAACCAGUUGAUCUCCAAAUGCACUGCAGCCCUGCGUUCAGCGUUAUGCCAGAGUCAAAGUGAGAUGAAAUCUCUGAAAAUGAAGUUAUUGGAGAUGGCUGAUGGUAAGAAAAUACCUGAAAAGACAGUGGGAAGAGCCCCACAUACUGUGGAAGAGGAGGAAUGGACAGAAGCACCAUUAUCACCAGAGUUUGCAGAGGAUUUUGAGGUAUGUUAUAUUUUACAUGUUUGCAAGAAUUGUGCAGUUUGACCAUGGGGCUGAAGUUAUCUGUGGGAAUGAGCCUUUUACUAUUAUUAUCCUUGAAUCCCAGGACUGACUGGUAAUGCCAUUGUACCCUUGGGCACUGCUCUGCGACUGAGUUAGAAUUCCAAAAAUUGCAAUCCUUUUUCAGGUUGACAUUCUAACUCCCAGUGUUGAGGCUGCCAACACUACAAAAUGCAAGAAGGAGACCACAAUCAGAGCUAGAACCAUAGAGAUGGAACAAUGUUUUAUAUCUCUGGCUAAAAUACCUUCCUCCUCACUCACUGAGUCUAUCAAACAGUUGGCUAGUACAGACAAAAAGGCAGCAUGCAGGCCUACAGACAAAAAGGCAGCAAGCAGGCCUACAGACAAAAAGGCAGCAAGCAGGCCUACAGACAAAAAGGCAGCAAGCAGGCCUACAGACAAAAAGGCAGCAAGCAGGCCUACAGACAAACAGUCAGCAAGCAGGCCUACAGACAAAAAGGCAGCAAGCAGGCCUACAGACAAACAGUCAGCAAGCAGGCCUACAGACAAACAGUCAGCAAGCAGGCCUACAGACAAACAGGCAGCUAGUACAGACAAACAGUACAGACAAACUAGUACAGAUAAACAGUCAGCAAGCAGGCCUACAGACAAUCAGGCCCCAAGUACAGACCCCCAAACUCCCAGUGGGAACUCUGUGAUGUCCACCAGACCCAGGAGGAAGAAGAAGAGAACAGAAGCACAACCCAUGGUGGCAGAAUCAGACGGAAGUGAGGAAAAUGCCAAUGAUGACCAAUGGGAGGAGGAGAAUGCUAAAGCUGGACAAACCUCGAAUGACGAAUCUGUUCACAACAUAAAGCAAAGGCCCAACAUAAAAAAAAACAAGACUACCACCACCAGGAAAGAGCACCACUGUCUGGACUGCGGUAAGGUUUUUAAGAAUUCAAGUAAUUUAAAACUGCAUCAACAGACUCACACAGGAGAGAGACCUUAUUGUUGUGAACUAUGUGGGAAAUGUUUCCCGACUGCUUGGAAGCUCAGACUACACCAAGCAGUGGUCCACAGAAGGGAGAAGCCGCUUGAGUGUCCAACAUGUGGGAAGUGCUUUGCAACAAAGAGUUAUUUGGACACUCACGCAAGCGUUCAUUCAACAGAGAAACCGUUCCGAUGCCUCGUGUGUCAGAAGUGUUUUAAAAGUAAAAAGGGCUUCAAGGAACACACAAUGAUGCACAGUUCAAAUUCAAAUUCAUAUGCUUGUGACAAAUGUCCAAAAGCCUUCGUAAAGUUGAAAUACCUCAAGAAUCACCAGCUAACUCACAGUGGAGGAGGAGCUCACCGUUGUGAAUUGUGUGGGAAAGGUUUCAAGUCUCCUUCUCAGCUCAAACAGCACCAAUCAUCAGUCCAUAGGAGAGAGAAGCCAUUCCAAUGUCCGACAUGUGGGAAAUGCUUCACAACAAAGACAAAUGUGAAAAAUCACGCAAGUGUUCAUUCAGGAGAGAGAGCAUUCCAGUGCCCUCAGUGUCAGAUGUGUUUCAAAACCAAGUAUACUCUUAACGCCCAUAAGAAGACGCACACGGACUCCAAGCCAUAUGCUUGCGACAAAUGCCCAAUGACCUUUAUUCGGUCGCAUUACCUCAGGAGGCAUGAAGUCUCGCACCUGACCAGCAAGCCGUUUGCGUGCAGCCACUGUGGGAAAGGCUUCAAAGGUGAACGUGGGCUCAAGAGACACGAACGCACCCACACCGAAGACCCGCCUUAUACCUGUGACGAAUGUGGCAAGGGUUUCUAUCAACACGAAUCGUUUCAAGUCCAUGCAGCCUUGCACACCGGAGAGAAGCCGUUCACCUGUGAUUACUGCAGUAAAACCUUUGCUCUGGCGUCCUACCUUAAAACCCACAUAGCGAAUCAUCACUCUGUCACCAAACCCCACGUCUGUGGGAAAUGUGGCAAGAAAUAUAAGGAUUUCACCCAUUUCAGAAUCCAUAUGUUUCAGAGUUGUCCAGAGGAGGCUGCGGUGUUGGUUUGACUUAAAUGUUUUUCAUUGUUAUUUUGGAAUUGUGAAGUUGUAAUAUGUUAUUUUUUCACUACAGAAAUGCAUGUUUACUUGCUAUGAUAGAGCACAGUACCACACAUUCGUUUUGAAAAUAUAUUUUAUGUAUACAGACUUUGGAGUGGAUCUAUAACCCCCUCUUAAAUUACACCCCUGAUUGGAUGCAGGUUACAACCUGUAACUUUCAUUCUGACAAUGCUUUGUUAUUCAUUGUUAUUUUGGAAUUGUGAAUAAAGUUGUAAUAAGUUAUUGUUUCAUUACAAACGUAUGUUUAGUUGUUAAUCAAUAUACAAUAAUAAUAGAGCCUAUCACCCAGUCACUAUUCAAUGACGACUCAAGCCCUCAAUUCGUUUAUUUCACAAUAAUACCUUGAGCAGACAGACACCCUCCCUGAAUUAACACAUCUCCAUGUUUAGAAGUCAUCAAGAUCAUGAAGGGAUGUGAAACAUUUUGACAGUUGCCUAUAGCAUUAUAAUGAAUUGAGCUGACUUGAUUCCUUAUUCUGACAACCAAUCAUAUCUGUUCUACACGAUACGUUUCUGAAUCUAACAUUAUCUAACAACAUCUCUCUGAACAGGCCCCAGCUGUGGCCGCUGGAGCUUGUGGUUAGGACCAGGAGUUUUCACAUGCCCAUGUGACCUCACCAGGAUAAACUGUCUGCAGGCCCUUUAGAAAAGUCAAUGCACUAUCCUCUUAGAAAGGGAAACGCAUAGAACCAGUGUCUGGUUCGUUCAGCAUCCGCACAGGAGGCACUAUAUAAGGCAUUCAUUAUGCUUCAGUGAUACUGUUCAUUAAUAAUACGUAGACAUUCAAAUAGAGAUCAAUCAAUAAUUGCAGUACGUGAGUCAGCUAAAUACUGCAAAUUCAAGUCAUUAUGAUGACUCGACAGGAGUAGAUACUUGCUCACUGAAUGGGACAUUAUCAGUUGCUGUGCAUUGAGAUAUCACAGUAUUUUAAGGAAAUUAUUUUCCCCGAAAGUGUGCUAUAAAGAAAACAUUUUUACAGCGAAAGAUUCCAUUAUUUCCUUCAUUGUUUCGAUGGCAACGUUGCAGAGAUCGUGCUACAAGAUCGACCACUAGACGGCGCACGAGGCUCUUGGAGGAGGGUCUACGUGUUAACAUCCAGUUCAGCAGGUGGCAGUAACGCGCCUUUCUUUAUAACGUACAGCAAUGUUAAGCAGCUAGUGGAAGAAUAGAUCGGUUGAUGUGUUGUCAUAUGGUCUGUGGUUGUACUUAACAUUUAACAUUAGCCGUUGAUAGCUAAUUAACUACCAAAUACAAGAUGUGGCAGCCCGAUCCUUUCCAUAAUGAGUUGGUCUCUGUUAUGGAUGAUUUAAUGACGUCGUUGGAGGAUGAAAUUGACAAAUGUAUGGCGGUCUUAGUCUUUUCCACAAAAGACAGGACAGACAUUGAUGCAGUGGAGACGGGAGAAAUUGAAAGAGAAUCCAAGUUGGAGGUUAAAGUAAGUGGCUAACUUUACUUCUACAAAUUGAAACUGUUAACGUAUGUGUUAAUUAGUUUGCUAUUGAUAGUGCAGGUUGGCAUUUAUUGAGAUGAUUCAUGUACUGGAGGCAGCUCUGCGGAGUGGUCGCUAGCUGGCACAGCCAAAGUCAUAAAAUCUAAUUUUAAACCUAACAUUAACUACACUGCUAACCCUAACCUUAAAUUAAGACCAAAAAGCAAUUUUCUUGUGUUUUCAUAAAUUUUUACGAUAUAGCCCAUUUUUACUUUGCAGCUGGCGAAACUGCCACCAGGGUAGGGUUGCCAGGUUGAGCUAAUAUUUGAAGAGUAAAGAUCACUGAAACCUGACCCAAUGCCGGAAAACUUUCCCUAUUUUUUUUUCUUGCAGCAAGCGGAGUUGCCACAUUUAACCAAUAAACACUUUUUCCAGAGCAGCUUCUAGUUUUGUGCCAACAUCCAUCAAAUUCCUUAACUUAAGUUUUUAUUAGUAUUAUACUGUAGUCUACAUGGUUUUGUGUUAUGUGUCUUGUACAGUGCAUUCUGAAAGUAUUCAGACCCCUUGACUUUUUCCACAUUUUGUGACGUUACAGCCUUAUUCUAAAAUGGAUUAAAUAAAACAUUUUCCUCAGCAAUCUACACACUAUACCCCCAUAAUUUCAAAGCGAAAACAGUUUAUUUUAAAUUUUUGCAAAUCUAAAAAAAUACAUUUAAAUAAGUACCUUAUUUACAUAAGUAUUCAGACCCUUUGCAAUGAGACUCGAAAUUGAGCUCAGGUGCAUCCUCUUUCCAUUGAUCAUCCUUGAUGUUUCUACAACUUGAUUGGAGUCCACCUGUCGUAAAUCCAAUUGAUUGGACAUGAUUUGGAAAGUCACACACCUGUCUAUAUAAGGUCCCACAGUUGACAGUGCAUGUCAGAGCAAAAACCAAGCCAUAAGGUCGGAGGAAUUGUCCGUAGCGCUCAGAGACAGGAUUGUGUCGAGGUACAGAUCUGGGGAAGGCUACCAAAAAAUGUCCCCAAGAACACAGUGGCCUCCAUCAUUCUUAAAUGGAAGACGUUUGGAACAACCAAGACUCAUCCUAGAGCUGGCCGCCCGGCCAAAUGGAGCAAUCGGGGUAGAAGGGCCUUGGUCAGGGAGGUGACCAAGAACCCGAUGGUCACUCUGACAGAGCUCCAGAGUUCCUCUGUGGAGAUGAGAGAACCAUCUCUGCAGCACUCCACCAAUCAGGCCUUUGUGGCCAGACGGAAGCCACUCCUCAGUAAAAGGCACAUGACUGCCGCUUGGAGUUUGCCUAAAGGCACCUAAAGACUCUCAGACCAUGAGAAACAAGAUUCUCUGGUCUGAUGAAACCAAUAUUGAAAUCUUUGGCCUGAAUACCAAGCAUCAAGUCUGGAGGAAACCUGGCACCAUCCCUAUGGUGAAGCAUGGUGGUGGCAACAUCAUGCUGUGGGGAUGUUUUUCAGCGGCAGGGACUGGGAGACUAGUCAGGAUCAAGGCAAAGAUGAACGGAGCAAAGUACAGAGAGAUCCUUGACAAAAACCUGCUCCAGAGCGCUCAGAGCGAAGGUUCACCUUCCAACAGGACAACGACCCUAAGCACACAGCCAAGACAACGCAGGAGUGGCUUCUGGACAAGUCUCUGAAUGUCCUUGAGUGGCCCAGCCAGAGUCUGGACUUGAACUUGAUCAAACUUCUCUGGAGAGACCUGAAAAUAGCUGUGAAGCAACGCUGCCCACCCAACCUGACAGAGCUUGAUAGGAUAUGCAGAGAAGAAUGGGAGAAAAUACCGGUGUGCCAAGCUUGUAGCGUCAUACCCAAGAAGACUCAAUGCUGUAAUCACUGCAAAAGGUGCUUCAACAAAGUACUGAAUAAAGGGUCUGAAUACUUAUGUAAAUGUAAUAUAUAUUUUAAUAAAUUAGCAAACAUUUCUAAAAACCUGUUUUUGCUUUGUCAUUAUGGGGUAUUGUGUGUAGAUUGAUGAGGAGAAAAAAACAAUUGAGUCAAUUUUAGAAUAAGGCUGUAAAGUAACAAAAUGUGGAAAAGUCAAGGGGUCUGAAUACUCUCUGAAGUAUACCAUUCGUCACCACACAUAAAGUUCCUUCCCAGGAAAUAACAUUAAUGAGCGAAUUAAGAUAGAUUAUACAACGGGUGGGUCUAAUCCUGAAUGCUGAUUGGUUUAAACCGUAUUCCAGCCUGUGUCUAUUCCACAAGUUACCACUGGCUAAAUCUAUGACUUUAAAAUAAAUGCCUAUUUACUGUGUUCCAUUUUACUGCGCAAUCCACUGUCUCAUCAACCCAGCUAAGCAAUUUAUAAACUUGAUCUCCACUAUAAAAAGCAUCUAGAUAUUAUCUCAUUUCUUUUAGACUAACAUUUAGUUUUCAACAGCGGAGAUUUGUAUAAACCUUGCAGUCUCUCUCUGACAUUUGCAACAUUGUUUCAAUAUUCAACAAAUAUAUUGGCACGGGUGUUGUUAUUGGCAAACCGAGCCAAUAUACCCUUCAAACACCGGCUUCGAGGGCAUUAUCACUUUUAUACAAAGGGUUACCAACAUAUGUAAAUCAUUAUUUGAAUACUUUCAUUAAAAACAUUAUUUUAAUGAAUUUAAUAAUAUUAUUUCAUCCUUCCACAAGAUAUAGUCCCGACACAAAUCUAGGGUUGCUACCCAAGCCAGCUGGUCGUUCGUUCUAUCGGUUCGGUUGCCAGAGACGUGACCUAGUCGUUCAGUAUUUUUGUUCUGUAUCUAUGGACGCGACCCAGUCAUUCGUUCUAAAUGUUCCAUUGCCAUACUGGCUGGCAACGUUCUUACCAUUUGCUUGCUAGCAAGCCAACUACAGCUAACUUACAGUCACGUCAAACAGUGCAGCCAGAAUAACAACAGUAGCUGCAUUUGUUUUAAGCUGUUUUCUAGUGACAUUUAUUUGGAUACAUCCAUAACAAUGAGCUAAUGAAGCACGAUUUUAACUGGCAUAGAAAAUGUGCUCUCUCGUCAGGACACUGUUGUUCAGAGGAGCUAGCCAACAACACAGCUAACACAAUCACUUCAAACUGAAGCUGGAAAGACCGCAAACUAGCUGUACUUCAUUUGACCUUUUUUCAAUUUAGAUUUCUGUGUAAAUAUCCAUAAAAAUGAUGCCAGCUGAUUCAUGAUUUCUACUGGCUGAGAAACGCUGCCUGCCUGUGUGUCUCGUCCCGACUCCCGAAACGUUCAGUACUACAGUAUACAGAUCUCCGCUGUUGAAAACUAAAUGUUAGUCUAAAAGAAAUGUGAGAUAAUGUCUAGAUGCUUUUCAAGUUUAUAAAUUACCUGGCUGGGAUGUUGAGACAGUGGAUUGUGCAGUCAGAUUGAACAGAGUUAAUAGGCAUUUUAACGUCAUAGAUAUAGCCGGUGGUAAUUUGUGGAAUAGACGCCAGCUGGAAUGCGGUUUUAACCAAUCAGCAUUCAGGAUUAGAACCACCCGUUGUAUAAAAAGGUGAUAAUGCACUCGAAGACGGUGUUAGGAGGAUAUAUUGGCACGGUUUGCCAGCCCGAGACGAAACAACACCCGUAACAUGACCUAAUAAAGGAAUCUGAAUAUAUCGCAAGAAUUAACAUAAUUCAACCUUAUCAAACUCGCCAGAUCAUUUUCCAUCAAUGGAUGUCGAUUUAACUUGUUUGACUGCUAUGAUUAAGCAAUAAGGCCCGAGGGGGUGUGUUAUAUGGCCAAUAUACACCACUAAGGGCAGUUCUUAUGCACGACGCAACGCGGUGCCAUAUUGCUAUUAUAAACUGGUUAAACUUGCUAUUAUAAACCAACAUAAUUAGACCAGUAAAAAUAAAUGUUUUGUCAUAGCCUUGGAUUACGGUCUGAUCUGUCAGCCAAUCAGCAUUCAGGGCUCGAACCACCCAGUUUAUAAUUGUAAAUAAAUUGCCUUUGCACAUAACUAUAGAUAAAUCCGUCAGGAGAGUUUGAGUGAUGAAAGUUGGACAGAGCAAGAAACACUUAGACAAACUUCAAAAAAAGAAAGUUAGGCUAUUUUCUGGCAAUUGUGCCAUUAUUAUGUGCCAGAUGUCAAAACUACAAACCGCUAUAAAUUGCCUAUUUGCGAGAUUGACUUGUCAUUUCUAAAAUCUGGGUUUGUGAUUGUAAUUCAACUUUGCCAUGGUUUGCUUAGCUAGAUGCAGGUAGCAAAGACAGGAGCCCCUGAUAAGCCUAUGUCUCAUUUCAGAUGGCCUACAGUAACGCUAGUAAGGCAAGAUGGCGCCUAAACUGAAGGAUUUAGCAGCUUGCUUAGUUCAAAUUGACAGAAUAAUUUAUUCAGCAUGAAUAGUGAGGCGAUUCGAGGUAAGAAGUACUUGUGUUGCCCAAUAGCCUGCUGGAAUAGGCUGGGAUCGUAAUUUCAAUCACUGAAUCAAAUAUGAUUAAUAAUAUGGAUAUGAACUGAAUAUGCUUAUCUGACUGACUGAUACCGUUAAUUGCGUUCUAACAACAGUUUAUCGUCAAUUGUGAUAGAGGUGUGAUAAUGAUCACAAUUGAAACUUCCAAUUUAAUUAACUUAAAAUGGCCAUUAAUAAAUUUCAUAAUAACACAUGGCUACAACAACAAUAAAUAAGCUAUAGGCUAUUUAUUAAAUCAGUUUGCCAGCUCCAGGUGCGCUACACAAAUGGCACAAAUUGAUUUAAAAAGACUCCAGUGAUCAUCAUUUCAACAUAUUUAUUUUAUUGUAUCAAAUGGUAGGCUACAUUUGAUUAUUAGGCUACUUGAUGGCCAACAGAUGCAAAUGUAUCAUUCUCCACAUUUAAUGUCAGUUUCAUUGUGGACUUUUCCCCGUAACAGAAGCACGCGAGGGAGUUCCAUAACUUCCAUUUCAAAUUUCCACUCACGCAGCGCUCGAGACCCAAGAACUGAGCAUGGGUAAAACCCUUCGCUUGAUACGGUUUUCCAUAAGCAAAGUCCAGUUUAAACCACCUCCGAGCGACUGUUGUCACGAUGUACUCGCGUGCUGCUCAGUCUCCUCUCUCACGUGACUCAGCUGCCUGCUGCUGCAGCAAUCCCCCCCCCCCCCCCCCCCCCCCCCCCCCCCAUUUUGGUUUUUCCCUGAAUUAUAAUAACCAACUCAUUAUCGGGGGGCCUAGGCCCGAGUUGGGAACCCUGUCUCAACACACACACCCCCCCCGGCCCUCCCCACCACUCACUCAUUCAGCAACAGCCUGCCCUUACUGCCUGAUAGUCAGCUGCAGCAGGUCACAGUGAAAUGAAAUAUAUAUUUUUUAAGAGAAAUGCCAUGGCAGCCGUGGUGCAAUUUAUAAGUAGGCCAAAACACGCAACCAAUCAUUUUCACCCGCACAUCGUUUUCAAAGUACCCCAAUUUGGUGAGAGAAACCGAUGACAUGGAAACCCUGCUCCAGGGCAAGACUCAGUGACAAAUGUCAACCGCUUGAAAAAAGGUUGGUGUGGAAUGGAAAAUAAGUAUAUAUCUGUUUUCUGAUUUUAGGUCCAGUUGGACAUGUGUGAAUGGAAAACAUUUGUGAAACAACUAUCGAUAGAAUCCAGCACCAAGCAUUGAAGUUUUUUUUAAUAACCCAAACAAGUUAUUUUUCGUUUGGUUUCAUCUGACCAAUGACAUUCUCCCAAUCCUCUUCUGGAUCAUCGAAAUGCACUCUAGCAACUUCAACGGGCCUGGACAUGUACUGGCUUAGCAGGGGGACACGUCUGGCACUGAGUCCCUGGCGGCGUAGUGUGUUACUGAUGGUAGGCUUUGUUACUUUGGUCCCAGCUCUCUGCAGGUCAUUCACUAGGUCCCCCCGUGUGGUUCUGGGAUUUUUGCUCACCGUUCUUGUGAUCAUUUUGACCCCACGGGGUGAGAUCUUGCGUGGAGCCCCAGAUCGAGGGAGAUUAUCAGUGGUCUUGUAUGUCUUCCAUUUCCUAAUAAUUGCUCCCACAGUUGAAUUUCUUCAAACCAAGCUGCUUACCUAUUGCAGAUUCAGUCUUCCCAGCCUGGUGCAGGUCUACAAUUUUGUUUCUGGUGUCCUUUGACAGCUCUUUGGUCUUGGCCAUAGUGGAGUUUGGAGUGUGACUGUUUGAGGUUGUGGACAGGUGUCUUUUAUACUGAUAACAAGUUCAAACAGGUGCCAUUAAUACAGGUAACGAGUGGAGGACAGAGGAGCCUCUUAAAGAAGUAAAUAAAUUCAUUAAAAAUCCUACAAUGUGAUUUUCUGGAUUUCUUUUUCUCAAUUUGUCUGUCAUAGUUGACGUGUACCUAUGAUGAAAAUUACAAGCCUCUCCCAUCUUUUUAAGUGGGAGAACUUGCACAAUUGGUGGCUGACUAAAUACUAUUUUUCCCCACUGUAAUUAGACCAGUAAAAAUAAAUGUUUUGUCAUAGCCGUGGAUUACGGUCUGAUCUGUCAGCCAAUCAGCAUUCAGGGCUCGAACCACCCAGUUUAUAAUUGUAAAUAAAUUGCCUUUGCACAUAACUAUAGAUAAAUCCGUCAGGAGAGUUUGAGUGAUGAAAGUUGGACAGAGCAAGAAACACUUAGACAAACUUCAAAAAAAGAAAGUUAGGCUAUUUUCUGGCAAUUGUGCCAUUAUUAUGUGCCAGAUGUCAAAACUACAAACCGCUAUAAAUUGCCUAUUUGCGAGAUUGACUUGUCAUUUCUAAAAUCUGGGUUUGUGAUUGUAAUUCAACUUUGCCAUGGUUUGCUUAGCUAGAUGCAGGUAGCAAAGACAGGAGCCCCUGAUAAGCCUAUGUCUCAUUUCAGAUGGCCUACAGUAACGCUAGUAAGGCAAGAUGGCGCCUAAACUGAAGGAUUUAGCAGCUUGCUUAGUUCAAAUUGACAGAAUAAUUUAUUCAGCAUGAAUAGUGAGGCGAUUCCAGGUAAGAAGUACUUGUGUUGCCCAAUAGCCUGCUGGAAUAGGCUGGGAUCGUAAUUUCAAUCACUGAAUCAAAUAUGAUUAAUAAUAUGGAUAUGAACUGUAUAUGCUUAUCUGACUGACUGAAACCGUUAAUUGCGUUCUAACAACAGUUUAUCGUCAAUUGUGAUAGAGGUGUGACAAUGAUCACAAUUGAUAACUUCCAAUUUAAUUAACUUAAAAUGGCCAUUAAUAAUUGCAUAAUAACACAUGGCUACAACAACAAUAAAUAAAGCUAUAGGCUAUUUAUUAAAUCAGUUUGCCAGCUCCAGGUGCGCUACACAAGUGGCACAAAUUGAUUUAAAAAGACUCCAGUGAUCAUCAUUUCAACAUAUUUAUAUUUAUUGUAUCAAAUGGUAGGCUACAUUUGAUUAUUAGGCUACUUGUGGCCAACAGAUGCAAAUGUAUCAUUCUCCACAUUUAAUGUCAGUUUCAUUGUGGACUUUUCCCCGUAACAGAAGCACGCGAGGGAGUUCCAUAACUUCCAUUUCAAAUUUCCACUCACGCAGCGCUCGAGACCCAAGAACUGAGCAUGGGUAAAACCCUUCGCUUGAUACGGUUUUCCAUAAGCAAAGUCCAGUUUAAACCACCUCCGAGCGACUGUUGUCACGAUGUACUCGCGUGCUGCUCAGUCUCCUCUCUCACGUGACUCAGCUGCCUGCUGCUGCAGCAAUCCCCCCCCCCCCCCCCCCCCAUUUUGGUUUUUCCCUUGAAUUAUAAUAACCAACUCAUUAUCGGGGGGGGCCUAGGCCCGAGUUUGGGAAACCCUGUCUCAACACACACACCCCUCCGGCCCUCCCCACCACUCACUCAUUCAGCAACAGCCUGCCUUACUGCCUGAUAGUCAGCUGCAGCAGGUCACAGUGAAAUGAAAUAUAUAUUUUUUAAGAGAAAUGCCAUGGCAGCCGUGGUGCAAUUUAUAAGUAGCCCAAAAACACGCAACCAAUACAUUUUCACCCGCAACAUCGUUUUCAAAGUACCCCAAUUUGGUGAGAGAACCGAUGACAUGGAAACCCUGCUCCAGGGCAAGACUCAUGAUGACAAAUGUCAACCGCUUGAAAAAAGGUUGGUGUGGAAUGGAAAAUAAGUAUAUAUCUGUUUUCUGAUUUUAGGUCCAGUUGACAUGUGUGAUGAAACAGUUUGUGAAACAGACUAUCAUCAAAAUCAACCAGUUGAUCUCCAAAGGCACAGCAGCCCUGCGUUCAGAGAUAUGCCAGAGUCAAAGUGAGAUUAAAUCUCUGAAAAUGAAGCUAUUGGAGAUGACUGAUGGUAAGGAGAUACCUGAAAAGACAGUGGGAAGAGCCCCACAUACUGUGGAAGAGGAGGAAUGGACGGAAGCACCAUUAUCACCAGAGUUUGCAGAGGAUUUUGAGGUAUGUUAUAUUUUACAUGUUUGCCAGAAUUGUGCAGUUUGACCAUGGGGCUGAAGUUAUCUGUGGGAAUGAGCCUUUUACUAUUAUUAUCCUUGAAUCCCAGGACUGACUGGUACUGCCAUUGUACACUUGGGCACUGCUCUGCGACUGAGUUACAAUUUAAAAAAUGUCAAUCUUUUUUUUUUCAGGUUGACCUGCCAACUCCCAGUGUUGAGGCUGCCAACACUACAAAUGUCAAGAAGGAGACCACGAUCAGAGCUAAAACCAUAGAGAUGGAACAAUCAUUUAUAUCUCUGGCUAAAAUACCUUCCUCCUCACUCACUGAGUCUAUCAAACAGGCGGCAAGCAGGCCUACAGACAAAAAGGCAGCAAGCAGGCCUACAGACAAAAAGGCCCCAAGUAUAGACCCCCAAACUCCCAGUGGGGACUCUGUGAUGUCCACCAGACCCAGGAGGAAGAAGAAGAGAACAGAAGCACAACCCACGGCGGCAGAAUCAGACGGAAGUGAGGAAAAUGCCAAUGAUGACCAAUGGGAGGAGGAGAAUGCUAAAGCUGGACAAACCUCGAAUGACGUAUCUGUUCACAACAUAAAGCAAAGGCCCAACAUAAAAAAAAACAAGACUACCACCACCAGGAAAGAGCACCACUGUCUGGACUGCGGUAAGGUUUUUAAGAAUUCAAGUAAUUUAAAACUGCAUCAACAGACUCACACAGGAGAGAGACCUUAUUGUUGUGAACUAUGUGGGAAAUGUUUCCCGACUGCUUGGAAGCUCAGACUACACCAAGCAGUGGUCCACAGAAGGGAGAAGCCGCUUGAGUGUCCAACAUGUGGGAAGUGCUUUGCAACAAAGCAUUAUUUGGACACUCACGCAAGCGUUCAUUCAACAGAGAAACCGUUCCGAUGCCUCGUGUGUCAGAAGUGUUUUAAAAGUAAAAGUGGCCUCAAGGAACACACAAUGUUGCACAAUUCAGAUUCAGAUUCAUAUGCUUGUGACAAAUGUCCAAAAACCUUCCCAAAGUUGAAAUACCUCAAGAAUCACCAGCUAACUCACAGUGGAGGAGGAGCUCACCGUUGUGAAUUGUGUGGGAAAGGUUUCAAGACUCCUUCCGAGCUCAAACGGCACCAAGCAUCAGUCCAUAGGGGAGAGAAGCCAUUUCAAUGUCCGACAUGUGGGAAGUGCUUCGCAGAAAAUAAAAAUUUGAAAAUUCACGCAAGUGUUCAUUCAGAAGAGAGAGCAUUUCAGUGCCCUCAGUGUCAGAUGUGUUUCAAAACCAAGUAUACUCUUAACGACCAUAAGAAGACGCACACGGAUUCCAAGCCGUAUGCUUGCGAAAAAUGCCCAAUGACCUUUAUUCGGUCUUAUUACCUCAAGAUUCAUCAAGCUUCGCACCUGACCAGCAAGCCGUUUGCGUGCAGCCACUGUGGGAAAGGCUUCAAAGGUGAACGUGGGCUCAAGAGACACGAACGCACCCACACCGAAAAACCGACUUAUACCUGUGACGAAUGUGGCAAGGGCUUCUAUCAACACGAAUCAUUUAAAGUCCAUGCAGCCUUGCACACCGGAGAGAAGCCGUUCACCUGCGAUCACUGCGAUAAAACCUUUGCUCUGGCGUCCUACCUUAAAACCCACAUAUUGAAACUUCACUCUGUCACCGAACCCCACGUCUGUGGGAAAUGUGGCAAGAAAUAUAAGGAUUUCACCCAUUUCAGAAUCCAUAUGUUUCAGGGUUGUCCAGAGGAGGCUGCGGCGUUGGUUUGA